GGGCGUGGUCAGUGGGGGCGGGGCGAUCCCGGCCCGGCAGUUCCGGGCUCCGCACACGCGGGUCGGGGCGGCGGCGGUCGGGACCGGCACCGGGAUCGGGAUCGGCAGCGGCACCGGCACUGGGGAAGCGCAGCCAUGCAGCCGCCGCCGCGCAAGGUGAAGCUCGCCCAGGAGCUGCGGGUCCAUCUCCUGGAGCAGCUGUCGGGCCUGCAGAGCAAACAGCAGCGGGACGCCGAGCUGCUGGAGGACAUCAGGUCCUACAGCAAGCAGAGGGCCACCAUUGACAGGGAGUACGGGCAGGCGCUGCAGAGGCUGGCGAGCCAGUUUGUGAAGAGAGACUGGCAGCGGGGCCGUGGCGAGGCCGGCGACUCCAGGAGCGUGGCCGCUGUCUGGAAAGGCGUCAUCGAGGGGACGGCGCAGGCGGGGCAGCUCCGUGUCACCGCCUCCGAGAGCCACCGCGCCCUGGCCGCCGAGGCCGCCCGCAGCGCCCGCCUGGCCAAGGAGAGGGCGCUCAAGAAGGGCAUCGAGCGGCUGCAGAAGGCGCAGGCGGAGCUGCUGGAGACGGUGAAGGAGCUGGACAAGGCCAAGAAGCAGUUCAGCCACCUGCGGCGCAGCAGCGAGGUGGCCAAGGACAAGGCGGCCGAUGUGGAGGCGCGCCUCCGGAAGAGCGACCGGCGGAUAUUUCACACCAAGGCCAGCCUGCAGAAGCUCAGUGCCAAGUUCUCAGCACGACUGGCUGAGCACUCGAGGCAGCUGGCAGGGGUGCAGAACGAGUACAGCUUCGCCCUGGUGGCUGCCUCUGCCCACCUGGAGCAUUACCAGCGUGUGGAGCUGCCCGCGGCCAUGCAGGCACUGGACGGGGACCUCUACGAGCGGCUCCGGGAGCAUUUGUCAGCUGCCAGCCGGACGGAGGUGGAGACCUGCCGGGCCACCCGGGACUGGUUCCAGGGUGUUGUGGAGGCAUCUGCACGGGUGUGCUGGGAGCAGGACCUCCUCCUCUUCCUGCAGGACCACCCCGCCUUCUCCCUGGCGCCCCAGCAGCGCUUCCAGCUUGCCGGGCUGGAGGAGGUGUGCCUGCUGCCACCAGCGGACGACGGGGCCAGCCUGGAGAAGGAGGCGCGGCGCUGGGCCACGCGGGUGGCCCGGGACCACAAGAACAGGGCUCACAGCGAGGAGGUGCUGCAGCGGCUGGAGGCCAGGAGGCAGCAGGGGCCGGAGGCGGAGGCGGCGGCCGUGGAGCGGCAGGUGGAAGAAGCGAGGGAAAACAUCCGGAAAGCAGAGGUGAGCCGAGUGAAGGCCGAGGCACGGCUGGCACUGCUGCGGGCGGCAGGGCUGGAUGUGGACGCCUGGCUGGCCGGGGCCAUGGUGGGGACGGGCGAGGAGACCCCCACGGGGCUGGACCCGGCCGAGUUCGAUGACUACGAGGACAGUGACGAGGCGGAUGAGGACGAUGAGCCUGGGCCUGCUGCUCGCACCUACCCCUACACCUGCCGGGUGAUCUUUGGCUACCAGGGCUGCCAGGCGGAUGAGCUGUCCAUCAGCCAGGGCGAGGAGCUAGAGAUCAUCGAGGAUGGGGAUGCAGAGGAGUGGGUGAAGGCUCGGAACAAGGCAGGGCAGGUCGGCUAUGUCCCUGAGAAGUACCUGCUGUCGCUGGGAUGUGACUCAGGGGCUGGGCUGGGCCUCCCAGGACCCUCUGCCUUGCACCGCCAGCUCUCCAGCAUCAUGGCUGCAGAACUGGUGCUGGAGCCUGGAGCCUGGCUGGUGCGAGCCCUGUACGACUACGAGGGGCAGAGCCCCGAGGAGCUGAGUUUCCCUGAGGGGGCCAUCAUCCGGGUGCUGCCCCGCGCCCCCGGCGAGGUGGACGACGGCUUCUGGACCGGAGACUUCGAUGGCCGCGUCGGCGUCUUCCCCUCGCUGGUGGUGGAGGAGCUCACCGGGGCCCGCGAGGCAGCGGGGCAGGAGCUGCCGUCACCAUCCCCUCCGCCCUUCUCCCCUCCCGGCCUCGCGCCCGGGGCCAGCCUGGUGCCCAGCCCUGCUCCUGAGACUGCGCUGGCAGGUUGCCGGCAGGAUGGCACCAGCAGCGGGCAGAGCUCUCCAGACCUGGCAGCCACGCGCUUACGGCCGCUCCGUGCGCCGCCCCCGCCGCCCGGCAGAGCCCCCGAGCCCGACCCCGAGCUCCACUUCAGCUGAUCCUGUGGGCCCCCCCAGCCCCCAAAAAGCUUUUCCCAAGCAAACCAUCACAAACCAUCCCAGCAGCAGGGGCUGGUGCUGCCCUGUGCCCCGAGCUGGUCUCUCCAGGGGCUGCAUCCUGCCCAGUGCUGCUUGCAUCCCAGUACAGCACCCAGACCCCCUUUUUUGGGGUGCCCAAUGCCACAGCCAGGCCUCCUCUCACCCCCCUCUUGCCUCUGCCCCUCCUGCCUGGCAUUGCCCACGCUCUCCCAGCACAAUCCUGAUUCCUGGGGGUCUCAUCUCUGCACCCCAGCAGCCCCCACAGGCAGCAGUGGGCGUGGGGGGCUGUUGCCAAUAAAUCCCGCUGGCCCUGGCGAGGGGUUCAGCAGCUUUAA
Molecule: messenger RNA, 2564 nt
Organism: Oenanthe melanoleuca
Lineage: Eukaryota; Metazoa; Chordata; Aves; Passeriformes; Muscicapidae
Gene: FCHSD1
Product: FCH and double SH3 domains 1
Exons: 19
Coding region: 136-2190 (684 amino acids)
Biological process (GO): neuromuscular synaptic transmission; regulation of actin filament polymerization
Cellular component (GO): recycling endosome; neuromuscular junction
Molecular function (GO): protein binding
Source: RefSeq, a predicted model, not a curated record